GGAAGAAGAGGGAAAAGAUUGAGGCUCCACCGCCUGGAGGGCAGGGGCUGACAGAAGAACAGCAGGCGCUGAUCCAGGAGCUGAUGGACGCUCAGAUGCAAACCUUUGACACAACUUUCUCCCACUUCAAGGAUUUCCGGUGACUGCGAGCUUCCGGAGGUUCUGCAGGCCUCACUGUUGGAAGACCCUGCCACAUGGAGUCAAAUCAUGAAAGACAGUGUUCCAAUGAAGAUCUCUGUGCAGCUGCGCGGAGAAGACGGCAGCAUCUGGAACUACCAACCUCCCUCCAAGAGCGACGGGAAAGAGAUCAUCCCCCUCCUGCCGCACCUGGCCGAUGUGUCAACCUACAUGUUCAAGGGCGUCAUCAACUUCGCCAAAGUCAUAUCCCACUUCAGGGAGCUGCCUAUCGAGGACCAGAUCUCCCUGCUGAAGGGGGCCACUUUCGAGAUGUGCAUCCUGAGGUUCAACACGAUGUUCGACACGGAAACAGGAACCUGGGAGUGCGGUCGGCUGGCUUACUGCUUCGAAGACCCUAAUGGCGGCUUCCAGAAGCUCCUGCUGGACCCGUUGAUGAAAUUCCACUGCAUGCUGAAGAAGCUACAGCUGCGUGAGGAGGAGUACGUGCUGAUGCAGGCCAUCUCCCUCUUCUCCCCAGAUCGCCCUGGCGUGGUACAACGCAGCGUGGUAGACCAGCUGCAGGAGCGAUUUGCCCUCACCCUGAAGGCCUACAUCGAGUGUAGUCGGCCCUAUCCUGCACACAGGUUCCUGUUCCUGAAGAUCAUGGCUGUCCUCACCGAGCUGCGCAGUAUCAAUGCCCAGCAGACCCAGCAGCUACUGCGCAUCCAGGACACGCACCCCUUUGCCACACCUCUCAUGCAGGAGUUAUUCAGCAGCACGGACGGCUGAGUGGCUGCCCCUGAGUGGAGAUCUCACGGAGCAGCCAGACCCAGAUGUUCUGAAUUGCCACUUCUAGGGCUAUCAGAUGGACACACUGAUAACAAACAAUGCCUCUGUCUGCAGCUGGCUAGCAUUUCUCAGGAAAAGGACACAGGAGCUCAGCCUGUGGAACGUGCUGGCCUAGAAAUUAGACCAUCUCUGUGGUUGGGAAUAAACCUUCAAAUCCUGCUAAAUUCUCAGGUGUUAGGUGAGAAAGGAAGGAUCAGGUCAAACCAGGUAACAAUGGACACCCAUGCACCACACAUUCCCAGCCCCAAGCUUCUUCUCAAGCUGCUCGCGUGUUCCAGACUUGAGCUGGUCUUAUGACAAGUGUCACUGCUGAAUGCCAGCAGCUUGUCAUGACCUUGUUCUGGACAUUUCAGUCAAGUUCCUGCGCCUGGCCAAACACAUUGUUAAUCACUAACCAUGUGAUCAGCUGUGGGGGGCGGGGUUCCAGUACAGACCCAGAUGCAGAUCCCCACCUCAGAAGACAAAGCUGAAAUGUUUGCUAAUAGCUUAUAAAACCUUCUUAAAUAACUCGUGUGGAGCUAAAGAGCAUGUGGCACACAGCCCAGGAACUUUGUGUAGGGUCUGGGGUUCUGUGCGUCACUGGAAGCCAAGGAAAGGUUCCCAAAUGCCAAGUGUGGAGGAAGGGGGGGGAACUAUGGCUGUGGGGACAGGUCUGCACCCCCAUCUGACCAGGGUCUGGUUUGCUCCCAGGGCUGUGACUUAUGACAAAGUAAUAGACAAUAAAUGUAUAAUGGCACGAUUACCUAUGUACACCAAACCCCCACCUGAUCCUCACCGGAUCCUCAGAGCCAGUGUGUGAAAGUAUCUGACUCUUUUUAUAAUAGUUGGUAGGACUGUUUGUGCCUUUGCACAGGUUACACCUUAAUUUCACAUGCGUGUUCCAUGGUUUAACGUUAGAGGAAGACAAGAGCAGGACAAUAAGGGAGUUUUGGGUAGAAACAAAAAACAUUUGAAAAAAUACUUAUUUUUGCAUGUGUAUGUGUGCGCGCAUGUGUGGGCGCUGAGGAGGUCAGAAGAGGACACUGCAUCUCCAGUCGUAGUUACAGGUGGUUAAGCCAACUGCCGUGGGUGUUCAGAACUGAACUCUGGUCCUCUGGAAAAGCAGCAAGUGGUCUUAAACAGCCGAGCCAUCUCUCCAACCCUAUUUUUUGAUACCCCUGCCCGCCGGGGAAGAAAAUGUGAGAAUGAGAAAAUAGAAAUAAAACAGAGCCAGUUGAGGCUGAUGUAAGAGCAGAGCAUUCAGAACAGUCCAGACAGUGAGACCCUGUCUCAAAACACAAAACAAAGCUCUCCAUUCCCCAAACCAAAUGAAAUCACACACACACACACUACACACACAUACAUCACACACCACACACACACACUAUAUACACACAUACACACCACACACCAUGUACACAUCACACAUACUACACCACACACACACACUACACAUCACACACACAAACACCACACACAUACACCACACACAACACACACUAUAUACACACAUACACACCACACACCAUGUACACAUCACACAUACUACACACCACACCCCACCACACUCUAUACACACACAUUUACUACUUAUUUUAGUGCCAUCUUUUACAAAUCCAACACCUGCUGGUAGGACAUAAAAAUGAAUUAAUCACUUGCUCUUGUGCUUAUUACAUAUAAAUAUAUACAUAGAAUGUAAACGCAGUAGCUGAAGUUUAAAUAUGUGAUAGUAUUUGGUUGCAAAGGAAGCUGAGAGUAACUGAAUUCUAACAAGCAGGUAACUACUUAACUCCAGCCAUCUUCCAAGCAGAGCAAACUGUAGUGGCAUCAGACCAACCAACACAAGUCAAAGAAGCAAGCAUAUUCCCCAUUCCAACCCCAGUCUACCCAGAGAGGCCAUGAACUCAUUCGUGUUGGGGAGAGAAGAUUGAGACCCUUCUUGCCAAUUCAUUAAUAUAGUUUUCACUCCAUAAAAUCUGGAAUAAAGGCUUGGUUCUAACUAGAAGUAUAUUUUUCAUUUGGAAGUCUAACUUCCACUUGACUCUAUCCAUAAACAGUUCCCCCAUCUCUGCUUCCUCUGGGACGUUACCUGCAUGCCACGCAUUUGGAAGCCUGAUGGUGGCCAGCUAUGGGUUCAGAUAAGUAGGGGUAGGAUUAAGAUGUAGUACAGAUUAUACCCUCAACCCCGGCUGAGUUUUAAAACCCACGCAGGCAGUGCUCCAAACACUAACUGGCAAGGGCAUAGGAAUUACAGAUGGUAAGCACUUAUUCCAAGAGUAGCUAGGACCCCAGGUUGCACAAAAGAGCACACUCAGAAUAUACAUUCUCUGAGCGACCAAGACUGAGUUUGAAAACCCAGAGAUCCAACUCUCUGCUCCCCAACAUCCUUUUUCCUCUUCACUCCCCAGCCCCCAAGCUUCUGAACAAGUAGAAGCAAGCGUUGGUUUCUAGGUAUCUUGGUGGCUGGUGGCAACGCCUCCUUUUUCUGGUUUCCUGCUUGAAAAGGGAUGGCUAAUUUUCCAAAGUGCCGGGGAAAAGAUCUGUGUGAGACACCAUAUACACCUGGCUCUCCCAUCAGUCAAGAGUCACUCAGCAGCCACUGUCCACGUGUCUAAAGUCUUGACGUGACCUUCAUGUGAGAGGCCCCAGAAGCGGCCCUUUUCUGGAAAAAAGAAAAGACUUGAACAAACCCAUCCCGAACCCCACCAUUACCCAGCUCUUCCCAGCUCCAGACAACUUGUUUGCCUCCAUAGCAGUUUUCCCCAGGUUGCUUUUGUUUCCAUGGCUACAGCCCUCUUAACACCUGAAGGUGCCCAGGAGGACCACUCACCCAUCACUCUGCCUUUCCAAACAGCACCCAUUCCUGCUGCCCCACAACCCAGCAUCACCCUUUGGAAGGAUUCAGGCAUAAGGAACCUUUCAGGGUUGUGAGGGGCAGUUGGCAUAAGACCUCUCCAGAAUGGGCAGUGAAUCAAACCAGCCCACUGCUAACCCAACCCCUUCUGCCGCUGCAGGAAUUACAGGCACGUGGUACCACAUCCAGCUUCUAAAAAUGUCAAUGUAACUAGCUCACUAAAUAAAAGACCACGCUUAGUCGAAUAUAAAUUUGUCUUUAUUGAAGCAGCAGUCACAUGACCUUAUAUCUAACCUUUAGGCCUGACCAUGAGCCAGCCCUAAAAAAUGGUGUUUCUGUUUGCACUAAGAGACAUAACAUGUUAACAUACAUUAUCCAGUAUUGGAAAUGAGCAGACUCGAACACGUGUUGGUUACAUGGGUGGUACAGACCCAAUGUCCGUGGUGUUCAUGGUUUACAGAGACUCCCAACGACCGUUACUAAGAAUAUGGAAGUUAAAAUAAAUACAGCCACACCAAACCAUGGACACAGCAACCAAAGACGGCCGCUUAUACAUGUUUUUACAACUGUCCCUUUCAGGGACUUCUUUCCCCCAAAGCAGUGUCUGCAAAGCUUUCUCUACAUUAAGUCCAGGGGUUUCCAAGCCAGAAGCUGCACCUCCUGUCUACACAUCAGAGCAAGGUCAUUUCAAAUGAGAGUCCUGGCUUUUAGAACAAGGGUUCGUGUUUCCCCAGUGAGGGGUGAGAUGGCAGUGUGCGACUACAUGUUGUAAUGGUAAAGUAGGUAGGUGCGGAAAGAGGGGUGGGCACUGAAAUAAAGACCACACACUUGGGGAUUUUAAUUUCAUUACCAGGCUAACCUACUUUUUAUUUAAUGCAAAUUACAGUACCAGUUAACUAUUUCCAAACCAAGUCACAUAGAACCAAAUGUAUUUACAAGGGAGUGGGGGAAAGGGGGAAAAAAACAUUGAGCAUACUUUCCACAAAAAAGUUUAUAUUUAAAAUGAAAAAAAAAUUCAGUCACAGAGGCAUUCAAGUAGUAAUGUUACACAGCGUUUGCUUUUCCUUUAUAUCAAGACAGAUUUGCACAAGUGUUUGCAAUAGUUUGUAUACAACCCACAGUCCUUUAUGUAUAUAUAUAAUAAUAAUAAAUUUUGUUUAGAUUUGUUUUUAUGAUGGAAGCGGUCACGCUAAUCGGAUGUGUACAGGCCCAAGUGAUCCAUCGCAACACAUUUAUAAAUGCAAAUUUUACAGGCAAGCACAUUUCCAUAGACCUAUCUGUAUCUGCCUAUAGACAGAUAUAGUUAAGAAAAGAACUUAAAAAUUAACACAAGGAAGUCUACUUUGUCAAGCUAACCCCUUAUGUACUGGCUGUCAUUUUGCUUGUAUUGUGGAGACUGCACAACGGAGCAACGGACUUGAGUAAAAUGGCGUAGCCCUGUGAAAAGGAUCCAAACCCAAAGGAUGGCUUCCGAAGACUCUCAAGGGAGACCUUCACCUGGGAUUCUCCUGUGCUUCUAGCUGUUGGUUUUCAGUGGCUUCAGUUUCUACCAGGAGAGACAGGUUUCACCAUAAAGGGUGCUUACUUUUCAUACAGGGGAGAAACGUGUUCAUCUCUGGGAUUAGAACAAUCAGUAGUGUAAAUAGGAACCAGACACAAUUUUGAUUUAAAACGAAGAAAAAAUAGUAACAAAAACCCCAACUCUGGGAGAUCUGGCAUUGGCCAAACUUUCUUUGGAAGACUCCAAAGUUAAAACCCUUGCGAAGGGAAGAGAAGGUAACAGAAAUGCCAGUGUCUUUACAUCCACAGGGCUAGAGAGUACAGGAGUCCUCUCAGGACCUCUGCGUUGGUGUGGACAAGAUGGCCGUGCAGGCAUACUUUGCUCAAACACAAACCUAAGAAGUGGGUCUAAAAAAGAAUUAAGGACUUAAAAAGCCUGACAGUAUGUCAUGGGAGAGAAGGUGCAUUCUCCUGCCGUGCGCAAUGAGCUCGUGAUGCCUCAAAAAUAGCAACCUUUGGUUUGGUAGUGAUUUUUGUGUUUUUGUUUUUCUUCUUCUAUUCAAGACACAUGAAGUAGUUGGUGGCAAAACGAAUACUUUUUUUCCUUUCAAAAAGGCCAUAUUCGGCACAGUUAAGAAACUGAUUUUUAAAAAAGAAAUUAAAAUGCUAUUUCAUCCAGCAAGAUGGUAGGAGGGAGGAACGGGCUCAGAGUCCACUCGACAGCCCUCGUCUGCACAGCACCUCUGCAGUAACUACUAACAAUGUCACCGGGGCACGCAAGCGCCACCAGGACAGUGAUUUAUUUUUUAAAAAAUAAAACCAAUCUUUCUCUCUCGUUUGGGAGGGAAGUAGGUAAGGAGGGAGUGAGCACGGGGGCUCCCAGAAUCUGCUUACGAUCCACCUUAGGGCUGGGAGAAAAGACGAGCAAAAUCCAAUCUAUCUGACACCCUCCAGCUCUAGGACCCCCCAGCA
Molecule: messenger RNA, 6271 nt
Organism: Rattus norvegicus (Norway rat)
Lineage: Eukaryota; Metazoa; Chordata; Mammalia; Rodentia; Muridae
Source: RefSeq, a predicted model, not a curated record